CUCCUAUUCCAAGACCUAAUUUACCGUUCUCCGAAAUCGUGGGAUUUAGAUCACCGCCGAUCGUUCAGGCAACGGCGGCGACCGACGGCGGCUAGGCGAAACCCCUCUCCCCAUUUGAUCAAGUUCUAGCUCAACACUGCUCAAGAGAUCGAUCCUUUUGAUUUCCCAUCGAGGAUAGAAACCCACUGCGUUUCUUCUCUGCAGGCGGCAACUGCUACUGUGCGUGCAACCGGAGCUCGUUCUCUGCAGGCGGCAACUGCUCUUUUUUACUUUUCGGACUGAAGAAGUUCUCCCAGGUCGGGCGGAUUAUGGGAAAACAGUCACGAGAAGGAGGAAGAUUUUUGUGCUUUCUGGGAGGAAUUAGUGGUUUAAGCAAGUGGAAUUAAUGCAUCUUAAUGAGUUGUUGUGAGAAUUAGGAAUUGGGUUGAUGUUAGUUUGAUUAUCGCCUGAAACCACAGCACCAGCCUAAGCUUGAGUAACGUUCAGAUCAGCAAUGGAGAAAGCAACUGGUCUUUUCAGACGUUCAUUGAGUCUUAUCAGAAGCUUCAGUACUUCUGCUCCUACUUCAAAUGCAGCCACAGCAGUUGUAUCAGAUAAAUUGAAGCUUAGGAAGAAGAAGAACUUCUUUGAAGUUUGUCAGUUUCUUCCCAACUGGGGUAUUGGAUAUCAAAUGGCCAAGAGUCACUGGGUUGGCGUAUCUUACCAGAUUACAAAGAUCAACCUCUACAAGGAUGGACGACAUGGCAAGGCAUGGGGAAUUGUCCACAAAAACGGCGUUACAGCUGCAGAUGCUCCCAAAAAAAUAAGUGGGGUUCAUAAACGCUGUUGGAAGUACAUUCCAGAUUCAAAGAAAGCAAUAGAGAGUCUACCAAAACCGGAAGCUUAGCUAACUUGACUUCCCAUUUUGAUUUUUCAAGGCAAAUUUUCUGUACUACUUCUUUGGUACAAGAUCAAAAUUUAUGAAGUACAAGUGGGGUCUAUGCCAUUGUUGCAGAGACUUAUAAGAGCCUUGUUUUUAUAUCUUCUCUCUUUGUAUUUUGUUACUAUCGAUGCUGCUACAUCAGUGCUGAACCUUAGUACACAAAAACGGAAACUGAACUUUUUGGGUGUUC
This is a messenger RNA of Macadamia integrifolia, 1112 nucleotides long. RefSeq lists its product as uncharacterized. Gene Ontology annotation, cellular component: mitochondrion. NCBI's taxonomy places the organism in Eukaryota, Viridiplantae, Streptophyta, Magnoliopsida, Proteales, Proteaceae. The transcript is spliced from 5 exons. The record is from RefSeq and is a predicted model, not a curated record. Gene Ontology annotation, molecular function: structural constituent of ribosome. Bases 494 to 886 code for a protein of 130 amino acids.